Zymoseptoria tritici IPO323 is the source of this 725-nucleotide messenger RNA. RefSeq lists its product as uncharacterized. Lineage: Eukaryota; Fungi; Ascomycota; Dothideomycetes; Mycosphaerellales; Mycosphaerellaceae. Bases 35 to 298 code for a protein of 87 amino acids. The record is from RefSeq and is a predicted model, not a curated record. Gene Ontology annotation, biological process: mitochondrial respiratory chain complex IV assembly. The transcript has 3 exons. Gene Ontology annotation, cellular component: mitochondrial inner membrane.
GAGCAUCAUCAUCGACUACACAUCACAUUCAAAAAUGGCUCUCGGAAGAAUACCCCAAUCGUCUUACUACGACAAGAACAAUCGACCAUCUGCCGCACUCUACCGUGCCAGACAGCCAUAUCUCAUCCGCAAUGGACUGACCGGCCUUGCAUUAUUCGGCUUCGUUGCGGGAGUUUAUACAUGGACAAUCCGUGCCAUCGGGCAAGAUGACUUCUCCGACGUUCCCGUUCCCGAUGCGCCAGUCGAGAACGCAGCAGCACCGCAUUCGAGUAUGGUCAGGAGUGCUGGACCAAAGUGAUCUUAUGGUUAGAAGGACACGGGCGAUGAAAGAAAGUGAGAAGACCUAAACAUUAGGCAUGAUACAAUAUCCAGCGGCAUUGCAAGGCGUUCAAGGAACAGGAGGAUCAUGCCGGUCGCAGACCAUCGUCCACGAUAUCCAGAAAGAUCGCGGCACUCCAAAAUUCUCGCGCUCCCUAAAGUAGAGGAGCAAUUAUGUCCACGAGGCGGACAGCUGCUGGCAUACGACUAGUCGAGCAUUCGCUUCGGAGACAUUCGAGUGCGAUCUGUGCGGAGCUUUGAGUGCUAUAGACACGGCUGUCGCGAGGGUUUGCUACGCUCGCUUUACGGUCAGGGAUAUGGCCAGCUUUCAAAGCUUCGGACUGUUGCUAAACGACCUCUUCAGUAGCCUGCGCGGCCAGCUUGUAUGGCAUGUACAGAGAUGAGCC